Kuraishia capsulata CBS 1993 is the source of this 1332-nucleotide messenger RNA. RefSeq lists its product as uncharacterized. The transcript has a single exon. Bases 1 to 1332 code for a protein of 443 amino acids. Gene Ontology annotation, cellular component: vacuolar membrane. Gene Ontology annotation, biological process: amino acid transmembrane transport. The record is from RefSeq and is a predicted model, not a curated record. NCBI's taxonomy places the organism in Eukaryota, Fungi, Ascomycota, Pichiomycetes, Pichiales, Pichiaceae. Gene Ontology annotation, molecular function: amino acid transmembrane transporter activity.
AUGCCGGAUUCGAAAGUUGUGGCCGGGUUUGCUUCCUCAUUGAGACGAUCCUCUAAUUAUGGCUAUGUUGAUUUUGAGCAGCUUUCUCCAGCGACUUCGGUUCGUUCAGAAGCAAUUUCCAGCGUGAAAAGCAUCCGUGGUCUGAGGUCUACCCCCUCUCAAACUGUUUUUAAUGCUAUCAACGUACUAAUAGGAUUGGGACUUCUUUCUUUGCCCUUGGGCUUUCAUUAUGCAGGCUGGGUGCUGGGCCUUUUUUGUUUCACAUGUGCUGCUCUGGCUACCAGAUAUACUGCUAUAUUGCUGGGUAGAAUAUUAGACCGGUAUCCUGAUUUAAACACAUAUAGCGACAUCGGUGCUCUUGUCGUCGGGCAGAACUUCAACCGGCUGAUCAAAUGCACGUUUUUACUUGACCUUAUGGGUGCUGGUGUCUCUAUGGUUGUUCUUUUUGCCGACUCAAUGGGUGGUAGGGUGUGGAAAAUAGCAAUCUGUUCGUUGCUAUUUUUUCUCAAUUUUCUACCAUUGAGUGUACUGUCUUUUCUCAGCUUUUUGGGAAUUCUGUGCACCAGUGCGGUAGUUGUCCUGGUGUUUGUGUGUGGACUGUUGCAAUCAUCUCCCCCUGGUUCGUUACUAUCUCCGGUAGCAACCAAUCUGUGGCCCUCCAGUUGGGUUGAAUUUUUCGUCUCUCUGGGCAUAUUCAUGGCUCCUUGGGGUGGUCAUGUGAUUUUUCCUGAGCUCAAACGGGAUAUGCAUUCGCAGUCGAAGUAUCCAACAUGUGUGGAUAUCACGUUUGCAUUUGCAUACACCACAGAUGCCGUUAUUGGUGCUCUUGGGUUCCUCAUGUAUGGAGAAGGAGUUUUGGAUGAGAUCACGCAAAACUUGUUACUGAACAAGGGUCUUCCCAAAUGGGUGAAAACGCUCAUCAUGUCGCUGAUUUGCUUCAUUCCAUUGGCCAAACUGCCUCUUGUUUCUCGUCCAAUUUUGAGUAUCUGGGAUGCAAUGAUACAAAAACCACGGAAUUCUGAAACUGAGCCUCUAAUUGAUCCUCAGAUAGAACCAACCAGCCAUAAUCACAGAGCAAUGUUUAUUCUGGGUCGGUUUUUUCUGAGCGCUGUUUUCCUGAUUCUGUCGUUCGUCUUUUCAAAAUUCGGAAAGAUCAUGUCCCUGAUAGGAAGUGCCAUUUGCAUUCUAAUCUGCAUUAUUCUUCCUUUGUAUUUCCACAUGAUCCUACUUGGCGACACCUUUGGCGUUUGGAAGAGGAGAAUUACCUGGUCUGGCAUUGUUUUAUGUGGUAUUUUGUCUAUAUGUGGGACGAUAUCUGUGUGUAUAGUUUGA